GUCAUCUCAUCCUUAUUCAAUACUUAGCUUGAAGUGAUCCACCAAGUGCUUCGUUUUGUUACGCCAGUAAAUUCUAGCUUCUAGCUACUUUCGAGCUUCAACUCCGUGAGCUUAAACUCUUCCGAGUCGGAAUGUCGAGGCAGUUGUACCCUGAGUGUGGGCACAGCAGGGACAAAGGGGACAGGCAUCAUCAGUGCAUCGUGUGCCUCGGCAGAGAGCACGCCGAGGCAGCACUGAGUGUCGGAAUUCCCUCCUGCGACUUCUGUGCCGGAAUGACACUCGCAAAGGUGGCAAAACGCCUUGCGUACUGGGACCGCAGGGAUGCAGGAGAGCCGUCGCCUGUUCACACUGGGCAGACUCUCCCAGCUGAGCAGUGCUCACCGUCGGCAGCAGGCAGCGGGGAGUCCGGUAGCCACAUUACUGCCGCAGCCGCCCCCGCUGCCCCCUCCCCCACUUCUCCACCCUCCCUGGAGCUACCGCACUGCCAUUCCGAUCAGCCCGUUCCGGAUUUGGAUUCCGGGCUGCAGACGGAGAGCCUGCAGGUUUUCAGCACGAGGGACGUGUCAGAGGACGACGUGUCAGAGGACGACACUGAACUGUACAUGGCUGAUGAACUGCGGGCACCCUCUCCCCCGGUGUCAUCCAGGACCCUGGGCCAUCAGCUACAUGAAGUAGCAUUGAGGGCAGCUGACCGGCUAGGUCUCCCCCUCCCUGCCCCACCCAUCACAGAGACCUCGUUGCUGGAUGGGGAGUUUUACAGUGGCCCUCCUGUAUCAGCCCCCAGCCCUAUCCCUUUCUUCCCUGAGGUGCAUAGGGAACUGAUGAAGACAUGGGCCAGCCCCUACUCAGCUCGUGCCCCAGUCCCUGGGUUUGCAUCCUACCUUAACCUAGACCAGGCCAAGGAGAGUGGCUACCUCUCCUUUCCACAGGUGGAGGACGCUGUGGCAGGGUAUCUCUCACCCACAAUGCGCCUGGGCCAGAAACCACUCCUCCCUACCCGGGUGGCCAGACACCAGGCGGGCCUGGCGGAGAAGUCAUACCUGGCAGCUGGACAGGCCGCAUGUUCCAGUAACACUGCAGCACUGUUGCAGAGAUACCAGGCGAAGCUGCUGACCGAGCUGUCGUCCUCCCUGGGCAGUGAUAACGAGCUGGUGGUGGAGCUGCGCCGGGCAACGGACCUCUCGCUCCGUCUCACCCGCUGCACCUCCCAGGCUCUGGGACGGGUCAUGGGUGCGGCUGUGGCAACACAGCGCUCCCUGUGGCUUUCUGAGGCUCAGCUGUCGGACCGGGAGAAGGCCCCACUCCUGGAUGCUCCAGUCAGCACGACGGGGGUGUUUGGGGAUGUGGUCGGCACCAUGACUGCUAAGUUUGGCGAGCGCCGGGCUCCUUCCGGUCCAGCACCAACGGCGGGGAAGAAGCGAAGCGGUUUUCGCUCCCCAGCACCCCCAGCGAAGUUUCAGGCGCGCCGGGGUCGGAAGAGGCACCCCUUCCAACCUCCCACACAACCCCAGCCACAACAUGCAGUGGCCCACCCGCCACAGAGUGUGCCCUACGCCCCGCGCCAGCAUGAUGCCCGCCGCGGGCAGGGGCUGGACAGGUUCCAGCGAACACAUCCACCACAGCACCCAUACACCCACAUUUAUCCAAGCAGCGUGAUGGGGUACCCUCAUACUCGAUGAUGCCAACUCGUACGAAUUGAUCUGUACUAAUUAAAAAAUGUGUUGGAAAUACGG
Molecule: messenger RNA, 1733 nt
Organism: Clupea harengus (Atlantic herring)
Lineage: Eukaryota; Metazoa; Chordata; Actinopteri; Clupeiformes; Clupeidae
Source: RefSeq, a predicted model, not a curated record